AAAUUAUUAUUGCACCAGAAAAAUCCAUGUGUCAAAGUAUGUACCGAAACGCCCAAAAAGGCUUUGCCUUGCCCAUAUAAAAGGGACCCCAUAUGCCCUAAAUCCUACAACUUCAUCAAACUCUAUCAGCUUCUUCAAUUAACCUCUCAAACCUUCCUUAAUUUCAACCAUUUCUACUGCAUAUAUAUAUAUAGAGAGAGAGAGAUCAACAAACAUUAUAUCAAUCUUGAAGAACCAUGGAUAGGUCUUUAACCCCAGUCAAUGGCUAUGAAUCAUUCAGCUCCAAGAAGGUCUCCUCUAGAGGUGGCUGGAAUGCUGCAAUUUUCAUCAUUUUUGUUGAGGUGGCAGACCGGUUUGCCUACUAUGGGAUAGCCGGAAACCUGAUCAUGUACCUCAUAAAUGUUCUUCACCAACCAAUCUCCACCGCCGCCAAGAACGUCAACUUAUGGGUCGGCGUCUCCUCGAUCUUCCCUCUCAUCGGAGGCUUGGUCGCCGACUCUUUCCUCGGUCGCUUCAACACCAUUGUUCUCUCUUCCGUCAUUUAUCUCAUGGGAACGGUUAUGCUUAGCUUAUCAGUGUCAGCGAUUCCUAUGCAUAUUCGGAAGACAGUUUUCUUCGUAGCGCUUUACAUCUUAUCGGUUGGCGAAGGAGGCCAUAAGCCUUGCGUUCAGACUUUCGCCGCCGACCAGUUCGACGAGGACUCGCCGGAGGAGAAACAAGCCAAAGCCUCAUUCUUCAACUGGUGGUAUUUAGGGAUAGUAUUUGGCUCCUCCACCGCCAUUCUACUUGUCAUUUACAUUCAGGACAAUAUUAGUUGGGCAUUGGGAUUCUGGAUGUUGACGGCAGUGCUAGCCGUGGCACUGGCAUUAUUUCUGGUGGGAAUCAAGAGAUACCGGAGGCAGGUUCCGGUGGGCAGCCCCAUGACUUCGGUGGCACAGGUGAUCGUGGCGGCCGCUAGGAAGUGGUGCGUGGAUGAGACGCGCGGGCGUUUUGGGAUCUAUUAUGGGGAUCAUGAAAGGGAUGGGACCCUGGUGAAGGGUCAACCGGGUGCUUACAUUUUGGGCCGUACCAGCCAAUUCAGAUUCUUAGACAGAGCAGCAAUCAUAGACAACCUUGAUGCAUCAAGAGAAACAAGAAAUCCAUGGAGGCUAUGCUCACAAAGCCAAGUAGAGGAAGUGAAGCUUGUCAUUCGUCUCAUCCCCGUAUGGCUGAGUUGCUUGAUGUUCAACGUAGUCCAAGCUCAGCUUCACACCUAUUACACCAAGCAAAGCAGCACAAUGAUCAGGUCAAUUGGACACUUCCAGCUCCCGCCGGCAAUACUCCAAAGCCUCGUUGGCCUGACCAUCCUCAUCGCCGUUCCCGUCUACGACAAACUUUUCGUUCCCUUUGCUCGAAAAUUCACCAAACACCCAUCAGGCAUAACAGUCCUACAAAGAAUUGGGGUUGGCCUAUUCCUCUCGAUACUCAACAUGGUUGCCUCAGCGCUAGUAGAGGCCAAAAGGGUCAAAAUUGCAGGAGAGCACAAUCUCUUGGACAAUCCCAAAGCUAUAGUGCCAAUAAGAGUUUGGUGGCUAUUCCCACAAUACAUGAUAUGUGGAUUGUCUGAUGCAUUCACAGUGGUUGGGCUUCAAGAAUUGUUUUAUGACCAAAUGCCAGAGUCAAUGAGGAGCUUAGGAGCAGCAGCAUAUAUAAGCAUUGUUGGAGUUGGGAAUUUCUUAAGCAGUUUUAUUAUAACAAUAGUGCAAGAAAUAAGCUCUAAGCAUGGUGAGGAAUGGCUUGGGAACAAUUUUAAUAGGUCACAUCUUGAUUACUUCUACUGGUUAUUGGCAGGGUUGAGUGGCUUGUUUUUGUGCGUUUAUGUUUGGGUUGCGAAGGGUUUUGUGUAUAAAAAAGUUGAAGGGCAAGAAACUCAGAAGGAGAAAGAGUUGAGUUCCAAUGUAUGAGAUUUAGAGGGGUUAGUAUUGUGGUGUUUUACCAAUUAGAUUUGAUGUAGAAAAACAAAGCUCUGUGGACUCUAUGGAUAUGCAAUUAGCUCUACUAGCAGGUAAACUACAAGUAAAAUGUUCAAAUAUAUAUAUAUAUAUAUAUAUACACAUAUUAAAAUGUGUAUAUAUGCAUAUAUAUUGGUUUUAGUGUUGGACUAGCUAAUUGAUUAAGUGGGAGUUGUUCAGUACAUGUGUAAGGAAAUGAUAUAUAUUAGAGUAUUAUGGCUUUUGUGUU
Molecule: messenger RNA, 2220 nt
Organism: Ziziphus jujuba (common jujube)
Lineage: Eukaryota; Viridiplantae; Streptophyta; Magnoliopsida; Rosales; Rhamnaceae
Product: protein NRT1/ PTR FAMILY 5.4
Exons: 5
Coding region: 237-1943 (568 amino acids)
Biological process (GO): transmembrane transport; oligopeptide transport
Cellular component (GO): membrane
Molecular function (GO): transmembrane transporter activity
Source: RefSeq, a predicted model, not a curated record